CUCCGUGUUUAGAGGAUGUGCUGAAUGGUGCGCUUUGAGGCGGCGGCGGAGGAGGAGCAGGAUCCGGCGGCAGCUGGCAGUCUCGGCUGCCGAGCUCGGCUUCUCUUUGCCCUCUGAGGCUCCGCAUCCACCGCGAACACCCGACCCCGCGUCCCACCCGGGGCAUGGGCCGGCGCUGCUCCCCCGCGCGCCCCGCCUGCUGAGCCGCGCCAGAGGGAGGUGCGGAGGCCGGGAGGCCAGGGGAGACCUGCUGGGAGCUAGUCGAGUGUCUCCGGAGCAGAGAAAGAAGCCCUCGCCCGGCGCCCCGCGCCCCGCGCCCCACGCCGGUCCUUGCCGCGCUCACCCGGGCCGCCCGGAGCCUCGAUGAGCCCAGAUGGCCGGGGCUCAGCCCGGAGUGCAUGCCUUGCAACUCAAGCCCGUGUGCGUGUCCGACAGCCUCAAGAAGGGCACCAAAUUCGUCAAGUGGGAUGAUGACUCCACUAUUGUUACUCCAAUUAUUUUGAGGACUGACCCUCAGGGAUUUUUCUUUUACUGGACAGAUCAAAAUAAGGAGACGGAGCUGUUAGACCUCAGCCUUGUCAAAGAUGCCAGAUGUGGGAAACACGCCAAAGCUCCCAAGGACCCCAAGUUACGUGAACUUUUGGAUGUGGGGAACAUCGGGCGCCUGGAGCAUCGCAUGAUAACAGUGGUCUAUGGGCCGGACUUGGUUAACAUCUCCCAUUUGAAUCUCGUGGCUUUUCAAGAAGAAGUGGCCAAGGAAUGGACAAGUGAGGUUUUCAGUCUGGCAACAAACCUGCUGGCCCAAAACAUGUCCAGGAAUGCAUUUCUGGAAAAAGCCUAUACUAAACUUAAGCUGCAAGUCACUCCAGAAGGGCGCAUUCCUCUCAAAAAUGUAUACCGCUUGUUUUCAGCUGACCGGAAGCGGGUUGAAACUGCUUUAGAGGCUUGUAGUCUUCCAUCAUCAAGGAAUGAUUCAAUACCUCAAGAGGAUUUCACUCCAGAAGUGUACAGAGUUUUCCUGAACAACCUUUGCCCUCGACCUGAAAUUGAUAACAUCUUUUCUGAAUUUGGUGCCAAAAGUAAACCAUACCUUACUGUUGAUCAGCUGAUGGAUUUUAUCAACCUUAAGCAGCGAGAUCCCCGAUUAAAUGAAAUUCUUUACCCACCUUUAAAACAAGAGCAAGUCCAAGUAUUGAUUGAGAAAUAUGAACCCAACAGUGGCCUCGCCAAAAAAGGACAGAUAUCUGUGGAUGGAUUUAUGCGCUAUCUGAGUGGGGAAGAAAAUGGAGUCGUUUCACCUGAGAAACUGGAUUUGAAUGAAGACAUGUCUCAGCCCCUUUCUCACUAUUUCAUUAAUUCCUCACACAACACCUACCUCACAGCUGGCCAGCUGGCUGGAAACUCCUCCGUAGAGAUGUAUCGCCAAGUGCUCCUGUCUGGUUGUCGUUGUGUGGAGCUGGACUGCUGGAAGGGGCGGACUGCAGAAGAAGAACCCGUCAUCACCCAUGGGUUCACCAUGACAACUGAAAUAUCCUUCAAGGAAGUGAUAGAAGCAAUCGCUGAGUGUGCAUUUAAGACUUCACCUUUUCCAAUCCUUCUUUCCUUUGAGAACCACGUGGAUUCCCCAAAACAGCAAGCCAAGAUGGCGGAGUACUGCCGACUGAUAUUUGGGGAUGCCCUUCUCAUGGAGCCACUGGAAAAAUACCCACUGGAAUCUGGAGUUCCUCUUCCAAGCCCUAUGGACUUGAUGUAUAAAAUUUUGGUGAAAAAUAAAAAGAAAUCACACAAGUCGUCAGAAGGGAGUGGCAAAAAGAAGCUGUCGGAACAAGCCUCCAACACUUACAGUGACUCUUCCAGCGUGUUCGAGCCCUCAUCUCCGGGAGCGGGGGAAGCUGAUACAGAAAGUGAUGAUGAUGAUGAUGAUGAUGACUGUAAAAAGUCUUCCAUGGAUGAGGGGACUGCUGGGAGUGAGGCCAUGGCCACAGAAGAGAUGUCUAACCUGGUAAACUACAUCCAGCCAGUCAAGUUUGAGUCAUUUGAAAUUUCAAAAAAAAGAAACAGAAGUUUUGAAAUGUCUUCCUUCGUGGAAACCAAAGGACUCGAGCAGCUUACGAAGUCUCCAGUGGAAUUUGUAGAAUAUAACAAAAUGCAGCUUAGCAGAAUAUAUCCAAAAGGAACACGUGUGGAUUCAUCCAACUAUAUGCCUCAGCUUUUCUGGAAUGCCGGCUGUCAAAUGGUUGCACUUAACUUCCAAACAGUGGACUUGGCUAUGCAAAUAAAUAUGGGGAUAUAUGAAUACAAUGGGAAGAGUGGCUACCGAUUAAAGCCAGAGUUCAUGAGGAGACCUGACAAGCAUUUUGAUCCAUUUACUGAAGGCAUCGUAGACGGGAUAGUGGCCAACACUUUAUCUGUUAAGAUAAUUUCAGGUCAGUUUCUUUCUGAUAAGAAAGUCGGGACCUACGUGGAAGUAGAUAUGUUUGGUUUGCCUGUAGACACAAGGAGGAAGGCCUUCAAGACCAAGACAUCACAAGGAAAUGCAGUAAAUCCUGUCUGGGAAGAAGAACCCAUUGUGUUCAAAAAGGUGGUGCUUCCUUCUCUGGCCUGUUUAAGGAUAGCAGUUUAUGAAGAAGGAGGUAAAUUUAUCGGUCACCGGAUCUUGCCAGUGCAAGCAAUUCGACCAGGCUAUCACUACAUCAGUCUGAGGAAUGAAAGGAACCAACCUCUGAUGCUGCCAGCUGUUUUUGUCUACAUAGAAGUAAAAGACUAUGUACCAGACACAUUUGCAGAUGUGAUUGAAGCUUUGUCAAACCCAAUCCGAUAUGUGAAUCUGAUGGAGCAGAGAGCUAAGCAACUGGCUGCUCUGACCCUGGAAGAUGAAGAAGAAAUAAAGAAAGAGGCUGAUCCUGGGGAAACACCAUCAGAGGCUCCAAGUGAAGCAAGGACAACUCCAGCAGAAAACGGAGUGAAUCACACGGCAUCGCUGGCACCCAAGCCCCCCUCCCAGGCUCUGCACAGCCAGGCAGCUCCAGGUUCUGUAAAGGCACCUGCAAAAACAGAAGAUCUUAUUCAGAGUGUCCUAACAGAAGUGGAAGUGCAGACCAUUGAAGAGCUAAAGCAACAGAAAUCGUUUGUGAAACUUCAAAAGAAACACUACAAAGAAAUGAAAGACCUGGUUAAGAGACACCACAAGAAGACCACUGACCUUAUCAAAGAACACACUACAAAAUAUAAUGAAAUUCAGAAUGACUACUUGCGAAGGAGGGCAGCCUUGGAAAAGACUGCCAAAAAGGAUAGUAAGAAAAAAUCAGAACCUAGCAGUCCUGAUCAUGGUUCCUCAACGAUUGAGCAAGAUCUUGCUGCCCUAGAUGCCGAAAUGACCCAGAAGUUAAUAGACUUGAAGGAUAAACAACAGCAACAGCUGCUUAAUCUUCGGCAAGAACAAUAUUACAGUGAAAAAUACCAGAAGCGGGAACAUAUUAAACUGCUUAUUCAGAAGUUGACAGAUGUGGCAGAAGAGUGUCAGAACAAUCAGUUAAAGAAGCUCAAAGAAAUCUGUGAGAAAGAGAAGAAGGAAUUAAAGAAGAAAAUGGAUAAAAAGAGGCAAGAGAAGAUAACAGAAGCCAAAUCCAAAGACAGAAGCCAGAUGGAAGAGGAGAAGACAGAGAUGAUCCGGUCAUACAUCCAAGAGGUGGUGCAGUACAUCAAGAGGUUAGAAGAGGCACAAAGUAAACGGCAAGAAAAACUUGUAGAGAAACACAAGGAGAUCCGUCAGCAGAUCCUGGAAGAAAAACCCAAGGGGGACGAUUCCUCCUCAUUCUUGUCGGAAACUUGCCAUGAGGAUCCCUCUGUUUCCCCCAACUUUACUCCCCCCAACCCUCGAGCUCUCAAGUGGUGACCACCGUCCUUCCAGCCAGCUACAGAUGGAGCUGGAGCAAGAGUACCAAGACAAGUUCAAAAGGCUGCCCCUGGAGAUUCUGGAGUUCGUGCAGGAAGCCAUGAAAGGGAAGAUCAGUGAAGACAGCAAUCACAGCUCUGCCCCUCCCUCCCAGGCCCCAGACCCCGGAAAACUGAACCACAAACCUCCCUCUAGUGAGGAGUUAGAAGGAGACAACCAAGGAAAAGAGUUUGAUACUCCUCUGUGAUUGUUCCUUCUAGGCCUUCAGAACAGACAUGGCCACUCAACCUCCAUCAGACUUGCUCUUAUUACAAAGAUCACUGCCCAGGAGCAUCUUCCUGAGACGCAUCCCUUAACCUAAAGUCCAUCCCAAAGGGAGCAUUCUGGAAGGAUCCACGCAGAGGUCCCUCCAGCCAGGCUCCAUGCAUUAUGUGGAGACUGUUGCAGGUCUACUAGUGGAGAGUGCAUGUAUAUGAGGUUUUCGUUUUCUUUGCAAUAGUAAAUUCAAAGUAGGCAACUUCCAGGCUCCAUGGAAGAUUUAAUGAAGGACAGUGUCUUCUUUGAAGAAAAUCGGGCUCAUGUUUUUAUCUGAAGCUCUGGUGUGUGACGUAUUUCAAAGUAAUAGAAAUAAUUUGAGAAAUGCAUAGCACUAUUUAACACUAUUGACCAGACAACUUUGAGCAUUUUUUUUUCCUAACUGCCCCUCAACGACCAUAUCUUCAAGUUCAUGUGCGUAUUAGGUUGUCUCAUCCUUUGCUUUGCAAGCACUGGUGGCUUGCAGUUUGCUAAUUUAUUUAUCAUAGAGGCAUCAGCGUAUUUGUUGCUGACAUGGCUUUAUUAGAUACUGUAGUGACUCAAAUGAGCUGGUGUUCUUUUUUGAAAAAAUCACUUGAUUGUGUCCAUGCCCAGCGAAGCCAUCCCAGGACUUGGCAAUAGGUUUGUAAAUUUGGCUGCAUGAGCAAGUUGGCUGCCCACUUACAGGCAGUAUGCUAUCUGAGUUGACUAUUUGCACUUGAAGUCUGGGUAUUCAUUGGUUGUUGGCCUGAAAUGAUCAAAUACUUACAAAGAGUCUGUUCUGUUGAAUAAAAAUAGUUGAGCUGAUGUAUGUUGAGCAGAGAUUCAAUCAGAGUGAACAGGCUCCAGUGACUAUUUUGCUGUCUGGCAUUUUUUAUGUUCCAUUUAUUUUUAAUAUAGAGAAGAUUGAAUAUUUAUCUAAAGAAUACACAGACCCACAUAUAAAUGAUAUAUAUUGUCUCCAUGUAUGAAUGUAUGCACUCAACCACAUAAGUGCAUAUGCACACACACACACACAAGUUUAAUUGUGUGUUUACUAAUUGGCAGCAACCCAAUCUCAUCCACAAGACUUAAAACCAAAUUAAGGGAUAAAUGAGUAGAGAAGAAAAGAGUCAAACGUCUAGAUUACAUGGAUAUUACAUUUAUUAAAAUAGUUGACGGAGCCGGUGAUGCAAGUUGAGGUAGAUUUAGAAUUUAGAAUAUGAAUUAUAUAUAUAUUUUGCAGGAUCAAAAAUUUAAUUUUAAGAAUGAGUUUAUAAGCUUGUUUUAAUGGUCAGAAUGCACAAAAAUAUAUAGGACAGCAAUAUGGAAAUUUAUUAGUAGAGGCCAUAAUUUUUAAGUCUGCUAGACUUCAAUUUUAUUCUAACAUAAAAAAAAUCUUUCAUUAUAUAUUUUGUAUGUACAUUUAAUUCAUUUAUAUGUGUCUGUUCAUUAAGUUCUUAUUUUAAGUGGCAUAAGAGAAACCAGUUAUAUCAUGGUAACACUGAUCAAAAACAUAUUGCAAGGUUUUUAAGUCAGAGAGGAUAAUUACACACAGGAAAAAGUAAUUUAGAGAGCACCAAACAGAACAUUACAGUGAAAGCCCAGAAGCAAGAUGCUCACAGCUUUAUUUUACUUCAAAGUAAACCUGCCUGAUGGUAGCUGAGCCAAACAUUUUAAAACUCAAAAAGCAGUUGUGUCCUGAAAAUUGUGUUUCAAAAAUUUAAUAUUUUUAUGAAAAUUAUUUUAUUUAACUUUAAGCAAUAACUAGGGAUCACAAUUAAGAGUUAAUCAAAAUGAAAGUUUAGUUCAAACAUUAGGAAAGAGUGUUUGAUUAAAAAAACACAUUUAGUGAGACCCAAGGGGGAAAUCAGAUCCCCUUUGGAGAUGAUUAUAUUUUGAUCUGAAAGGUUUAGGGUGUUAAUUAGACACUUAAUAAAGCUUAACUUCCACUGAAAGAGGAAUCUUUAGUAAAUCAUUCUACCUUUGCACUUUGGAAGAAAGGCAUUAAUCAUAGAGAAGCAAGAAUGGUCAGAACUGAAUGCUGCAUUUUAUAAACAAAUUUACAGACUGUCUAAAAUGGCAGAAGAAUGAAAGAAUAAUAGCAUUCAUAACCAAACACAAUGGUGAUUAUUGCAGAACAUUGUAUCACAUUUUAGACCAGAAAUAGACUAUGGUUAAUAACCUUGAUUUACAUAAAACUGUUUUGGUAGUUGCAUUUCAUUAUCUUAGUGACUCUAGUCAUUUUACAAUAUGUUUGUGUUUGGCCAUUUCCUGUAAUCACAUUUUUAUAUCUGGACAAUGACACUUUUUGCAGUUGUGGGGUAGUGUGUAACACUGUCCAUCUUGCAUCAUUGAAACUACUACAGUAAUACUAUCAUUUAAUAAUAUUUAACAUUACUUGAAAUAGACUAAGAUAAAGGGUAUAUAUGAUGUGCAGUUUCGUGCCUUUAUGUAUUUGCCUUGUUCUUUGUUGAAUGUGUGAAAUUCUGUACUGUGGUUUCUCCUAUAAUAGAGAGUAGAGCUGUGUAUUAAAUUAGACUGUUCCCCCUCUGAUAUCUUUACACUACUGAGAACAGCAUGGUUUUUUGGCCGUGUAAACCAGUUUCCAGAGUUCUAAUGACAUGCCAUAUGUUUUUUGGUUUUUAACAUUUUCAUGAUCAUCAUACAUUAAGUAAUACUCAUGUAGUAGAUAAGCAGUCAUUAAAUAAUUCCGAAAGAAAGGGCCAUUGCUUGCUUUACUUUGAAUUUAAUGUUGCGCUUGUGCACUGUAUCAAUAUUGUUUGUGAUGGAUUGGACGUUGUGACUUUUACCUUUUAAGAAAAAAAAAAAAAGAUAGGACAAAGUAUUUGAAGCUCUUAAAAUGUACAUAUUUUUGUUCUUCUAUCUCAAAUUAUUUAAAAUGCAUAAUUCACAUUUUUGUAAUAAUUCUAUGCAAUUUUGUGGCAUGAUGUUUCUUCCACUUGUAAUUUUAUGUGCUUUCAUCACAAAUCCAAAGGAAACAAUAAAAAUUUCUUAACACAA
Molecule: messenger RNA, 7192 nt
Organism: Trichechus manatus latirostris (Florida manatee)
Lineage: Eukaryota; Metazoa; Chordata; Mammalia; Sirenia; Trichechidae
Gene: PLCB1
Product: phospholipase C beta 1
Exons: 33
Coding region: 374-3895 (1173 amino acids)
Biological process (GO): phosphatidylinositol-mediated signaling; release of sequestered calcium ion into cytosol; memory
Cellular component (GO): cytoplasm; nuclear speck
Molecular function (GO): calcium ion binding; calmodulin binding; phosphatidylinositol-4,5-bisphosphate phospholipase C activity
Source: RefSeq, a predicted model, not a curated record